Messenger RNA from Suillus discolor, 348 nucleotides. RefSeq lists its product as uncharacterized. Bases 1 to 348 code for a protein of 115 amino acids. Lineage: Eukaryota; Fungi; Basidiomycota; Agaricomycetes; Boletales; Suillaceae. The record is from RefSeq and is a predicted model, not a curated record. The transcript is spliced from 2 exons.
AUGUACCACCAUAACAUCAUUAGGGUGAAUUACACCACAUAUAAUGUUUAUCGCACACAAGAUGUCAUUAACCCAUGUACAUCCCAUUGCAACAUCAUGGUGUUACACCCCAACAAUGAUAUGGAGCCCCAGGAUCACAGAUUUUCUUAUGGUAAGGUGCUAGGCAUCUAUCAUGUAAAUUCUCUGGAGGUCGGGUACUUGGUUGAUUUUCUGGAUCCAGCUGAUAUUCUUAGGGGAUGCCAUGUUAUUCCUUCGUUCGCUAGCUGCAGGGAAUACCCUGAUGGCUUGGGAGUGUCAGUGUCUGCGCGGGACAAGGACGAUUGGCGCAAAUACUACAUCAAUCGGUGA